UGCGACACCAGUUCUCACACUCGCUGCGAUGGAGUUACUCGUCUUCAUAGUUUUUCAGCUCCUUAUGGAGGUUCAGUCUGACAAUUCACUUCAGAAACCCACCAUCAGUGUUAGUAAAUAUGACGACUUGCUCAUGGUAGCAUGUGAAAUACCACUUUCAGUCAGAGCUGAUGUCAACUGUAGUCUCUACACUGAGGAUGGUGAUCUUCGGUAUCAAGGUGACUCUCAGUGGAGUCAGUCUGGAGGGAAUUUUUGUAUGUUUCGAUUAAGUCAUAGUGAACUCUUCACACGAUCAGUGAACAGCAGACAGCUGAUCUGUGUUUAUUCACUCAAGACUGAACCUGAGAUCAGAUCACCACACAGUGACACAUACACCAUCAGAGGUUCAACAUCAAACACCACUGAACAAACUACAACAACAGCCAUGAAAACCUCCCUCCCAUCCAAGACAAACCUGCCAAUUAGCACACCAAAGGAAACUAUAAUGCUGGUUUUCAUUGGUGUUGCUGUAAUUUUGGCUGGACUCAUGGGACUCAUCUGUCUGUGCCACUUUACACGCCUCAAACACCCAGAGUCACAUCAGGACAACAAAACAGAUCCCACAGACACUCGCUCUGUCAUUACAUCUAUAAAUCCCAUUUACCAGCCCUCAGAUGUAAAUGAUGUAAAUAAACAACAGAAGCAGGGAAAUACAGAGGAAAAUGAGAAUGUUUAUCAUCUGUACUGCACAAUCCCUGACAAACCAGUUCACUCAAACACAGAAGAUCAUGUGUACAGUUUGUUGAAGAUGCACUGAUGAAUUUCAUGUUUGUGUACAUUAUAUACAGCUACUAUACAGUAAGUAAAGUCUGUUUAUUUGCAGACAAAUAGGUGUUUAUUUUUAUUAUGCAGUGUUUGGUGUGGAAUAUACUGUGAACUGUUGAAUAACCAGAGGAUCUACUCUGGCAAGCCCCACUAGUGCAAUACCACCUUGUAAGAAAAGCUUGGGCGAGCUGAACUAAAAAUGUAAUGAUAAACUAGAUAGUAAAGUUCACAGACAAACUUUAAGUUGGCUUGAAAAAGCCUAGCCAGAAAGUUUAAAAGUUUUAAUUUCAGUUUAAAAUAGUUUAGUUUAAAAUAGUUUGAAAGAUUAAAGUCUGAAUGUUUUGAAGGCAAUACAGUCUAUUAGAACUACUAACAGAUAGAUAGGGUGUUGCUAUGUGGUUGCUAGGUUACUCAGGGUGGUUGCUAGGGUACCUGGGGUGGUUGCUAGGGUGUUGCUAUGUGGUUGCUAGGGUAUCCAGGGUGGUUGCUAGGGUACCUGGGGUGGUUGCUAGGGUGUUGCUAUGUGGUUGCUAGGGUAUCCAGGGUGGUUGCUAGAGCAGUUGCUAAGGUGUUGCUAUGCAGUUGCUAGGGUACUCAGGGUGGUUGCUAGAGUGUUACUAUGUGGUUGCUAGGGUACCCGGGGUGGUUGCUAAGGUGUUGCUAGGCGGUUUCUAGGGUACUCAGGGUGGUUGCUAGGGUGUUGCUAUGUGGUUGCUAGGGUACUCAGGCUGGUUGCUAGAGCAGUUGCUAGGCGGUUGCUAGAGUGCUC
Molecule: messenger RNA, 1573 nt
Organism: Labeo rohita (rohu)
Lineage: Eukaryota; Metazoa; Chordata; Actinopteri; Cypriniformes; Cyprinidae
Exons: 8
Coding region: 29-796 (255 amino acids)
Source: RefSeq, a predicted model, not a curated record